AUGAUGAUAAUGCUGGAGAUUGGGCCCAAUCCAUUGCAGAGUCUACUCGCUGGGGCGUGUCUCGCUGCGUAUUUUCUAUAUCCAGACGAGUCGCGUUCGGCGCCGACGUCUCAAGAUGCCCCGCUCUCCCCCACCCAUUUCACGCCGGCCACACUGCUGUCCAGCGAGACGUGCAAUCAUGAUACGAAGCUCAUGAAACUGAACAUACCCAAGCACUUAAUUCCAGUGGAUGGCUCGCUUCAUGGAUGCCGUCCAAUCUGGUCGAUAUUUGUCAAGGACGACGACAUUCAGGUGGAACGGCCCUACACGCCCCUUGAAGGUAUUGACGCGGAGGGAAACAUGCUACUGUGGGUGAAGGCAUAUCCAAAAGGUGAAGUUGGACGGUGGCUUCACUCCAAAAAGCCCAAGGAGCAAAUUGAAAUACGGGGGCCUUUGCAAACUUGGCUAUGGAAUGAGAAUGAAUGGGAUGAAGUCGUGAUGAUUUCUGGAGGGACAGGGAUCACACCCUUCUAUCAGCUCUUCCACUCCGUCAUUCGUCCAGCUGGACCAACGUCGAAGACGCGUUUCACGCUGUUGCAUUCAUCCAAGACGCCAUCGGACUUCCCCCCUCCGGUGAUGAUGCGCCAGUUGACGGAUUACGCGGAACAACACAGCGACCGUUUCCGACUCGGUCUGUUCGUCGACUCGGAUGAUGGAAGUGCCGCUAUAACCAGUCGAAACACAUUUAGCGAAGGUCGCAUCAACUUGGAAUCAGUUCGCAAGUAUACGGAACCUGAGUCACCUCAAAAUUGGUGGAAACGUGCAUUCGGCCCAUUCAGUUCGCCAAAGCCAGCGAUUUCUCCUCAGCGUCGAAUCCUCUUCCUCGUGUGUGGACCUGAACCCAUGAUCUCCGCAAUUGCUGGACCUUACGGUCGAAACUUCUCCCAAGGGCCAGUUGGAGGGAUUCUAGCUGAACUUGGUUGCACUUCGGCGCAAGUCAGGAAGCUGUAA
This is a messenger RNA of Pleurotus ostreatus (oyster mushroom), 990 nucleotides long. RefSeq lists its product as uncharacterized. The record is from RefSeq and is a predicted model, not a curated record. Bases 1 to 990 code for a protein of 329 amino acids. NCBI's taxonomy places the organism in Eukaryota, Fungi, Basidiomycota, Agaricomycetes, Agaricales, Pleurotaceae. The transcript has 4 exons. Gene Ontology annotation, molecular function: oxidoreductase activity.